Messenger RNA from Pangasianodon hypophthalmus (striped catfish), 1868 nucleotides. RefSeq names its product nothepsin (gene nots). Bases 624 to 1868 code for a protein of 414 amino acids. The transcript has 9 exons. Gene Ontology annotation, biological process: proteolysis. Gene Ontology annotation, molecular function: aspartic-type endopeptidase activity. The record is from RefSeq and is a predicted model, not a curated record. Lineage: Eukaryota; Metazoa; Chordata; Actinopteri; Siluriformes; Pangasiidae.
GUUGGUGUGUUAACUUUGAGUGUCAUGUUUAACUAAGCUGAAAACACUGUACAAAAUCAUGGCAAUCUCAAUUUAGACCAAAAACAAAAACUUUAUAUCUACAUGAAUACAAUGAAUGAAUUUAUUGAAUAAUUAUUAUAAAGUUUUAUUUUAAGUUUAAUUCUGUCCUUGAGUCCUCAGUAUACAAAAGAUGAAAAAUAUAUCCUUUUUUUGUAAAGAGUGAGAUUGGUUCUGUAAAAUGUGUAUUUAAAAAUCUGUCUUUUAAAAAUAAAUAAAUAAAAAAUCAAAUGGCACAGUUUAUAUGACAAUUUAUAGUACUGAUAGUGAUCUAAGUUUAAUCUAAACCUAAUAAUAUAAAGUAUAAUACUGACUCAUUGAUCUAUUAGAGCUGGUUUAUAAAUCUCUUUUCUGCCUUUUAAUAUCUAUUGAAUAAUUCCUUUGUGCCAUGUUUAAGUAAGCAGAAUACAGUGUUCAAGGUCAUGGCAACCUGAAAUUAGUCGAACAUUUACUUAACACUGCUGAGAUUGGUCGGCGUAGUAGAUUGGUCCAUUGGGUCACCUUUUCUAUAUGAAAGUAUUAUCAUAAGACCUGCUAACAGAUAGAUAGAUAGAUGCUGUCAAGUAAUGACGAUGAAGCGAAUACUGCUUCUGCUGCUCUGUUCUCUGUGCUUUGUUCAUGGCCUCGUGAGAGUGCCUCUGAUGAAGAUGUCCACUCUGAGGAGUCAUUUAAGAGCGACUAACCAGCUGAAGGACUUUCUGAAGGAUCACCAGGUGGAUGCUUUCUCUCGCCGCUAUGCCCAGUGUUACCCGUCUAACUUAGCAUCUCUCAAGCCAGGCAAAGCAGCAGAGAGACUUUACAACUUCAUGGAUGCACAGUACUAUGGAAAGAUCAGUCUGGGAACCCCAGGGCAGAACUUCUCUGUGAUCUUUGACACUGGAUCUGCUGAUUUGUGGGUGCCUUCAUCUUACUGUGUCAGUCAAGCGUGUGCUGCACAUCACAGGUUCAAGGCUGUGGAGUCGAGCACCUACAUUCACGACGGCCGAAUCUUUGGCAUUCACUAUGGCUCUGGACACCUGCUGGGCGUGAUGGCUAAAGACAUACUGAGGGUGGGCUCUAUGAUUCUGCCGGAUCAGAUGUUUGGGGAGUCAGUGUACGAGCCAGGCAUGUCCUUUGUCAUGACCAGGUUCGAUGGGGUUUUGGGCCUCAGUUACCCAUCGCUGGCUGAGGAGCUUGGAGCACCUGCAUUUGACAACAUGAUGAACCAGAAGAAAGUGGAAAAGCCCAUGUUCUCCUUCUACCUCAGCAAGAAUGGCAGCAGUACAGCUCUGGGAGGAGAACUGUUGCUGGGAGGUAUGGAUGAAGAGCUCUUCAUUCCUCCCAUUAACUGGCUCCCGGUCACUCUAAAAGGUUACUGGCAGAUCAAAAUAGAUUCAGUCAAGGUUCAGGGAAGUGCUACCUUUUGUCACUCUCACAGUUGCCAGGCGAUUGUUGACACGGGAACAACUCUCAUCGCUGGGCCAACAGUGUACAUCCUGAUCCUUCAGCAGCUCAUUGGAGCUACGCCUACUCCCAUAGGAGAGUAUCUGGUUGAUUGCACCAGGAUCAGCAGUUUGCCCAUGGUGUCUUUUGUACUUAAUGGAGUGGAGUAUGCCCUCACUGCAGAUGCAUACAUCCGCAGAGAUACAAUAAAUGAAGAAGAAAUUUGCAUAAGCGGCUUUCAAGCCACUGAUAUCAUGUCUCCAUUCGGUCCUAUCUGGAUUCUUGGGGACAUUUUCCUCUCGCAGGUUUACAGUAUCUAUGACAGGGGUGAGGACCGGGUUGGCUUUGCUCGACUCUCUGACAAGGUCAAAAGUCUCCCUACUCAGUAA